UAUUUUUCAGAUGAGGAAAUGGAGGCACAUAUGGUGGCAUACCUGAGUUUAUACAAGGAGCUAAAGUUAGAGUAGAGCUCAAGUUAGAGCCCAGUUCACUAGGCUUCCCAAACCAACUCUAAGUAUGAAAUAGUUCUGCUUGCAGUAGGGUUGAAGUGAUGCUGUAGCCAAGAUGGUCCAGGAAAUGUGAAGCAAGGAUUUAUAAUCUGAAGAAGAAUGCAAUUGAUUUGAAAGCUUGUGUGCCCCAGCCAUGCAGUUGGUCCAGUGAAGGAUAUCGCCCACAUAGAUCCUUGCCUCCACUGGCCUCUGCUUGCAGUAAUAAUUAUUAGCAGUUAGAGUCCUUACAUGACUAGAACUCCAAGCUGUGUAAAAGAAACAGGCACUUCUCAUUCCUAGAAAGGAUACAUUGUCAAGGAUUUUAACAUCAAUUAGAAGGCUAGUGCAAUAAGCUUUGCUUUGAAUUGUUAAGAUAAGCUGUAGCUUUAAUAUCAACAGGGCCAGGAGAGAGGGUGGAAGAACGCUGUCUAUGGAAUUGCCUCCAACUUUAUUCCUUUCUUUAAGUAAACUAUUUUUAUUUGCUUGGAGUCACCGCAGCUGUGCGCCGCCAACAACAACAAAUAUCCGCAAAGGUUUCUUCAAAUAAAUGGGUUUGGAUAAGGACUAAUCUAAUUCUCUAGACUUGUUUCCUCAGACCUUCCUUAACAUUGCAUGUGUAUGACAGGGAACUGUGCUGUGCUUCUGCAAGGCCAAGACAUGUGACGUGUUUGUGGACUGCGACCUGCUCCAGAAUGUCCAGGGCUUCUCCCUUGUGAUGCGAUAGAAUUCCCAGAGCCCCUCUGCCAAUCGCAGUGCUGCGGGCCAGGAAACGAGGACCGCUGGGUACUGGGACCUCAUUUCAACAUUGCUACCAGAAGUGGCUGUAAAAGCGGGCGAGUUCAGCUCGGUGAGAAACAGCACCUCCAUGCCUCAGGAUGAGGAGGGCCCAGAGAUGGCCUGUCUCAGCUCAUCUGCAUACUAAAGAAACGAGGCGAUGAAGCCCAAAUGCGUUGCAAGGCACUGGAACAGCUCAAUGUGGAACUGGAGGAGCUGAGGAUGAAGGAUGCUGCAAACCUGAAAAGCCAGACCCAGCGGGCUCAACAGCUGGAGGAGCGCUUUAUGGACCUGGCUGCCAACCACGAGGACAUGAUCUACUUCAAGGAUGAGCACAAGCGACAGAACAUGCAGCUGAGGGAGGAAAAUAAGCGUCUCAGAGAGGAGAACCAGAGUCUCUUCAGCCAGGCCCUUAGGGAGAAGGAGGCUGAGAUACUUCAGCUAGCUUCCCAGGAGAAGAUGGUCUCUCGAGAACUGGGUGCCUUAAAGGAGACCUGGGCUCAAGAGAGAGAGCGAGCUCGGGAGCGAGAGAAGGAGCUGCUUGAAGUUCAGAGCCAACAAGCCAGUGAUCAUGCCAGGGAAGUUCAUUCACUGAGAAGCCAGGUACAAACCCUGGAGAAGUACCAGCAAGUGAUUGCACAGCUGGAGCAGGCAGAAAAGCAGCAAAGAGUUGAGGGCAAUGAGUUGCAGGCCAAGCUGGACAGGGUGAGCCGGGAGAAGGAG
Alligator sinensis (Chinese alligator) is the source of this 1593-nucleotide messenger RNA. RefSeq names its product coiled-coil domain-containing protein 89. The annotation marks the transcript as partial. The transcript has a single exon. NCBI's taxonomy places the organism in Eukaryota, Metazoa, Chordata, Crocodylia, Alligatoridae. The record is from RefSeq and is a predicted model, not a curated record.